AAAGCUGAAUCUUGGACAUUUUCGCAAAUUUAGAAAUUCCAGCUGGAUGCUUUUUUAAGGUCCGAAAAAGAGGACAUGUCCGGGAAAAAGAGGACGUAUUGUCACCCUAUUUUAACUUAACCUCUUGCAACCUCGCAUACAAAUGCCUGGACGUUGUAUUUUGGAUUCACUAUACGCAGUGCAUAAUUUAAAUUAAUUUAAAGCGGCUGAUCUCAGUUCAGAACUCUCUGGGCUGUCAGUAAAGGGUUACAUUUUCGACGUACUGAGUUAUGUGACAAAACAACAUGCCGCCGGUCUCAGCGGGGUUUGUUUUACAUCUGGGGCUGAAGCCCACGGUGCCCUCUCAACCCCCUCCCAUGGUUUUUGCCUCACCAACCAAGGUGGUUUCAGAGGCAGGUCCAACAGUUAACUACUUGGGAAUAAACAAAGUCCCUGAGCUGCAGAAGAUCUUCCAGAAAGCUGAUGGAGCACCGGUUCACCUGAAGCGUGGAGUCAUGGACAAAAUGCUGUAUAGGACCACAAUGGGCUUGACGAUCGGUGGCACCCUCUACUGUUUAAUGGCCCUGUAUGUCGCUGCCCAGCCCAGGAAACCACAGUGACCUGCUCUUUCUGUGCCUGCAUAAUACAUUAAAAUGAUCAUGAGUAGGACUGAUGACAUGGACUAUUGUCAUUCUGCCCUCAAAACAGUCACAAAAUCACUUGAUUACUUCAGUGCUGUUUCACUUCCAUAAAGCUGCUCUUAUUUAUAACUGCAGUAUUUUGUGUCACCAGUCCCCACUGAUUUUAAAAGUUAAUGUUACCAAUCUGAGAACAAACCAACAUUCUGAUGAGCUUGCUGGGUAUGAUGGGGUCGUCAUUGCAUAUGUACAUUCACGAGUGUUGAUUUUGAUUUCACCAAACCAUUUUUAUUCUCUCAUAUGGACGUCUAACUGUUCCCUCCAAAACAGCAGUUCCUCACUGUCUUGUGGGCAGUAAUUUACCUUAAUGUCUAAUUUUUAACACCUUGGGGGGAAAUAAUGGAGUUGAACUCGCAUUUAACUCGAACAAUCAACAGCAGGCUUUGGUUUUGAUUUUGGUCCUAUUUUCACACUCAUCGUGACUAGCACACACUGCUCGGAUAUACGAACCUACUGCAUAUGCAUCCCCUCAUAUCUUUUGAGAAAUGACAGUGAACAAUUACAGCUUGGCAGUCUGUAAAUGAAGUCCUUGUAAUUUGUAUUUAGGAGAAUAAAUAUAUUUUGUUUGUAAAAAGUGGGGGAAAAAAACA
This is a messenger RNA of Myxocyprinus asiaticus (Chinese sucker), 1267 nucleotides long. RefSeq names its product cytochrome c oxidase subunit 7A-related protein, mitochondrial-like. The transcript has 3 exons. The record is from RefSeq and is a predicted model, not a curated record. Bases 285 to 599 code for a protein of 104 amino acids. NCBI's taxonomy places the organism in Eukaryota, Metazoa, Chordata, Actinopteri, Cypriniformes, Catostomidae. Gene Ontology annotation, biological process: mitochondrial electron transport, cytochrome c to oxygen; mitochondrial respirasome assembly; regulation of oxidative phosphorylation.